UAGUCCCUGCUGCACUCCAUCCAUCAAAAUCCAAUUGAAGUGAUUUAACCAGAAAAGAUAUCGAACUCCAAGCAACAAAAAAGAAAUAAAUAAAGGUGAAAAUGGCGCGCAGCUGAUAAAGGAAAAGGCCGAGGGUUAUUUUGUGAGCGGCCGUUGGAGUCCGAGAAAUGGCGACAAUCUUGAUUCAGAACUCCAACUUCCACCACCAUGUCCACAAGCAGCACCUGUGCCCUAGUAGAUGUGGAAGAAACCCUACCACCGUAUCUCUCAAUUUCUCGUCUAACCUGAUUCAUCACUCUAAUCUCCGGGCAAGCGUUCCUGCAAAUAAACCAAGACAACGGCGGGGUGCUAGGAUUGUUAAUUCUUCGGAGAAAGAGAAGGAAUCCAUCCAGAGCAGCUCAGAAGAUGAAGAGGCGUAUGAUUUGGGGGUCAAAGCUGCAUUGUCCGUGCUCAGAUUCUACAAAAGUGAAAUCUCGCCGUUGUUGCCAAAGAGUUGCGUUUCGUUCCAACAUGCAGCGAGUAUUCCAUGAUUGCUUACAAGAAAUAUGGGUUUGCUAAGGGAACCGCUUUGACUGCUUGGCGUCUAUGCCGCUGCAAUCCUCUCGGUACGUACUACUACUGUACCACAAUCCUCUCUUCGUCUCGAUACUUAACAACACAUGAAUAAGAGCACCCAGCCAGAUCUGUUUUCUUCUCUCUAUCUGCCUCAUUUACCAUCUUUGCGACCAUUUCCUGCCUACGUCUUCUUCAAUAUUAGAUCAUAUGCUGCUAUAUUUCAUCUCCAGGAGGCUCUGGCUUUGAUCCCCCGAGAUGGUUUGAUGAGACGAGACCAACACGGCAUUGAUGCCAAAAUAAUUUCUUUGCCGGUAUACUUACUUCUCAUGUUCCCUGACCGACCCAAAUUAUUAGUCCGUAUGUUCCAAGUCAAAUGAAAAUGAUGUAUAACAAGAAGAAAAAGGACUGGUUACUACUAGUUGUAUGUAAAUCUUUUAAUACUAGUUGUUGUAAUUCACUGAUUC
This is a messenger RNA of Coffea arabica (coffee), 1019 nucleotides long. Lineage: Eukaryota; Viridiplantae; Streptophyta; Magnoliopsida; Gentianales; Rubiaceae. The record is from RefSeq and is a predicted model, not a curated record.